Molecule: messenger RNA, 3272 nt
Organism: Mus caroli (Ryukyu mouse)
Lineage: Eukaryota; Metazoa; Chordata; Mammalia; Rodentia; Muridae
Gene: Ttll6
Product: tubulin tyrosine ligase like 6
Biological process (GO): protein polyglutamylation; microtubule cytoskeleton organization
Cellular component (GO): ciliary basal body
Molecular function (GO): tubulin binding; tubulin-glutamic acid ligase activity
Source: RefSeq, a predicted model, not a curated record
GGGUUGAGGCAAUGAUGUUAACACAAAAUCGCAAGCAAAGACAAUUGUAACACAUGGAGUAAGGGAACUGUAAGGUGCAUGGUUCCUACCACUCUGCAUCCUUUGAGCCUAUCUCAGAUCUUAAUGAUGGGGAGGGGCAGGCCCCUCAGGCUUGGUGUGCCCGCUGGGGCAUGUGUGUCUGACCCCAGCCUUGUGUUCUGGCCCGGGUAUCUGUCUGUGUCUUGCUGUCUGCCCUUUUCUCUUUUCCAGAUGAUUGGUGAUCAAUCUAUCUAACUGCCGGUAUGACAGCGUGCGCAGGGCCGCCCAGCAAUAUGGCCUUCGAGAGGCGGGUGACAAUGAUGACUGGACUCUCUAUUGGACCGACUACUCAGUGUCACUGGAGCGAGUGAUGGAAAUGAAGAGCUACCAGAAAAUCAAUCAUUUUCCUGGGAUGAGUGAGAUCUGCCGCAAGGACUUGCUGGCCCGGAAUAUGAGCCGCAUGCUAAAGCUGUUUCCUAAGGAUUUCCACUUCUUCCCCAGGACUUGGUGUCUUCCUGCCGACUGGGGAGAUUUGCAGACUUACAGCAGGACAAGAAAAAAUAAGACUUACAUUUGUAAGCCGGACUCGGGCUGCCAAGGGAGAGGCAUAUUCAUUACCCGGUCGGUGAAAGAAAUCAAGCCAGGGGAGGAUAUGAUCUGCCAGCUUUAUAUUUCAAAGCCAUUCAUCAUCGACGGGUUCAAGUUUGACCUUCGGGUUUAUGUGCUGGUGACCUCCUGUGACCCUCUCAGGGUUUUUGUGUACAAUGAAGGACUGGCUCGCUUUGCCACCACCUCUUACUCCCACCCCAACCUAGACAACCUGGAUGAGAUCUGUAUGCACCUGACUAAUUAUUCUAUCAAUAAGCACAGUUCCAACUUCGUUCAAGACGCUUUUUCUGGCAGCAAGAGGAAACUCUCCACCUUCAACUCGUACAUGAAGACCCACGGCUACGACGUGGAGCAGAUCUGGAGGGGCAUCGAGGACGUCAUCAUCAAGACGCUCAUAUCUGCUCACCCGGUCAUCAAACACAAUUACCACACCUGCUUCCCCAGCCACACGCUCAACAGCGCCUGCUUUGAAAUCCUGGGCUUUGACAUCCUGUUGGACCGGAAACUCAAACCCUGGCUGCUGGAGGUCAACCAUUCUCCAAGCUUCUCCACUGACUCCAAGUUGGAUAAAGAGGUGAAAGACAGCCUGCUCUAUGAUGCAUUGGUCCUCAUCAACCUGGGGAACUGUGACAAAAAGAAAGUCUUGGAGGAGGAGAGACAGCGGGGACGAUUCUUGCAGCAGUGUCCAAAUCGGGAGAUCAGGCUGGAGGAAGUCAAGGGUUUCCAGGCCAUGAGGUUACAGAAAACAGAGGAAUAUGAGAAGAAAAACUGUGGAGGCUUCCGGCUCAUCUACCCUGGUCUGAAUCUGGAGAAGUAUGACAAGUUUUUCCAGGACAACAGUUCCCUCUUCCAGAACACCGUUGCUUCCAGAGCCCGGGAGCUGUAUGCACGGCAGCUGAUCCAGGAGCUGAGGCAGAAACAGGAAAAAAAAGUCUUCCUAAAAAAAGAGAGGAAGGAAGAGACGCAGGGCGAGUCUGCGGGUGAGCAGGCAAGAGACAAAGUCGUGCGGCUCCAGCGACAGAGACAGCAGCCGAAGUGCAAGACGGUGGCCACCUGUCCCCCCAAACAAUCCUUACAUCCAGUGACCUUAGUAUCCUGCACAUCUGGCUUGCUCUUGAACAUCAGAGGCCUAAAGAAAGGUGAAAUUUCUGAUAGCCUCGAACAGAAGGACACCAAGGAGGCCAUGCUCAUACCCUGCAAGCCCGUGUCGGCAAGGAACUACAGUUCUGUCCCUGACCUGAGGAGUGCAAACCCCAGCUGCUCCGAGCCAGAGUUCCAUGUGCCCAAUGCCAAAAUCAAGGAAGUCAAGUCGGCCUUCAUGGUGAACAUAGAGAGCAUUGCCCAGCCCAUAACGUCUGUAGAAAGUACCCGAGAUGCCACAGCCCCCAUCUCAACCUCUCUAGAAUCCCUGGCAAGCAUGAGCCUCUCCACCAGCCCCGAGUGCAGCAGCCCCGAGAGUGUCCAUAUGGUCUCCUAUAACCGCAAGCAGCAGAAGGCCUCCUCCCACAAGCCAAUCCAGGAGAAGAAAUCCAAGCCUCUCAUGUUUUCCAAAUCCAGGCAUUUGGACCUGAACUGUACCUCGAUGAAGAAUGACAUUAAGAGGCAGUAUCUGAUGUCAGAGAUACUGCAGAAGGUUCACAUGAAGAAGAAACGCCCCUUGUUCCCGGCUCCCAAGUCACAAUACCCGACCUUGUCCAAGGAGCGGUGCCCCCACAGCCGCGGCUCCAGCAGGAAGAAAGAGAUGAAUUCGCCCUCCGUCUUCGUCCUGCAGGCUUCUCACAGCCGUGCUGAAUCUCUGAAUGACCUUCUGGUAGUUGCCACUCAGGCUCGCCUGGACCCUCGGCCCAGCAGAAGCCAUUCGGGCACUACGACAAGGGACUCCAGCACACAGGACCCAAAGCACACUGCCACUGCCUGAGCUCUGGUCACAAAAGAAUGUGAGAGGAAUCAGAAUCAGACUGGAUCUUCGCCAUUUCCUUUUCCUACCUCUUACUCCAGGAAAUGAUGUGUCUCUUCCUGCAGCGUCUGCAACAUCUACAGAAUGGACUGGAAGUUUCAUUUCCGCAUCUAGAAAUUCUGGUCUGAUAACUAUGUCUCGUUGGCACCGUCGAGGGCAGUGGCCUUCCCUUCUGUGCUCUCCCUGUUAGUUCACAGCGCUGUGUGUGUGGGACCAGGACCAACAGGGAUCCAGCGCUGCUUCCUUAGGACAAAGUCCACUUGCCUUAGCUGUGGUGCUCCCCCCAACCCCAGGGUUAGGCAACUUGAAGGAGGAGUGAGGGGAGGACUCCAGGAGUCCAGAGCCCUCAUUCCACCUGCAAACCUGUGCCAGUCCCCGCCCUCCUUUCUAAAGAAAAAGAAGGCAGAGUCGGGACUAAGUGUGGUGGAAUUCUGAGUCUUGGUGGAAAGAAGCAGGACAGUUUCGAAUUCACCAGCAGAAGAGAGACCACGCCCUCUCUACCAACCCAAAGGCCUUCCUCCCCAGCCCCGGGACUGCCUCUUGCUGCUAUCUUCCCUUUAGUCUUGCUGGCAAAGACAGGUAAUGUGAGAGAGUACCUAGCCUGCAGGUGUUUCUUCCAUUGACCUGCAGGCAUUAUAUGUCUGCCCACAUGUAUACAUUGAUAAAAUAAAUUGCCAUGCCCAAUGCU